Molecule: messenger RNA, 1160 nt
Organism: Monascus purpureus
Lineage: Eukaryota; Fungi; Ascomycota; Eurotiomycetes; Eurotiales; Aspergillaceae
Source: the annotation of a GenBank genome assembly
CGCAAGUCCAUCGCAGACAUCAUCGAUUCCAGGCUGGUUGCUGGGCGACAACGGGAGGACAAGACAAAUCCCCAACAGUCAGGUCAAUGAAAACCUAGGAAAGACUCUUGUCUGUUCGAAUAACCCCAUAGGUCGCUGCGUUUGUCUUCGACCACCAUGAAUAUCGUCGAGUGGGCUUUCGGAAAGCGUCUGACGCCCGCUGAGCGUCUGCGCAAACACCAGCGAGCGCUCGAGAGGACGCAGCGUGAAUUAGACAGAGAGCGGGUCAAGCUGGAAAACCAGGAGAAGAAGUUGGUACAAGACAUCAAGAAGAGCGCCAAGAAUAAUCAAAUCGGCGCCUGUAAGAUCCAAGCGAAAGAUCUCGUCAGGACGAGAAGGUACAUCCAGAAGUUCUACCAGAUGAGAACACAACUUCAAGCAAUCUCCCUCCGUAUCCAGACUGUUCGAAGUAACGAGCAAAUGAUGCAAUCGAUGAAAGGCGCAACGAUGCUUUUGGGUAGCAUGAAUCGACAGAUGAAUCUUCCAGCUCUGCAACGAAUUGCGAUGGAGUUCGAGCGGGAAAAUGAGAUAAUGGAUGAGCGGCAGGAAAUGAUGGAUGAUGCCGUCGAUGAAGCUACUGGUAUUGAUGAUGAGGAAGAAAGUGAAGAUAUUGUCAAGGAGGUUCUUGAUGAGAUUGGUGUUAACCUCAGCCAAGAGCUGGGCGAAACCCCAACGGGAAUAGAAAAGGCAGCCGUCGGCGAGUCAAGGAUUGCACAAGCCGUUGGUGGUGGGCAUACAGAUGAUGACGACCUCCAAGCAAGGCUCGACAGUCUCCGACGAUGAUUCGGGAUUAGGAUCUGCGACUUGCUUUGGCUUCCUUUUUUUCACCUUAACUUUUCAGAUUAUGAGAUACGGCCCAAUAAUUGGCACUGUAUGGGAUACGAGCGCGAGUAAUGCAUUAUUGAAUUGAGCUGGACCAUGGCCCUUCAAGUUCAUUCCUCGCUCUUUGUCUUGGCUCCGGGCUCCUCUAUUCUGCACCAGAGCCGGCUGGUAAGGCCGCAAAAGCAGCAGCCUUAGGCCACACAAUGUCAGGUAUACUUAGCACUUAGGGAGCUGAACUCCGCAACACCAUCGCGAAGUCAGCAAUUAGUUCUUAAACAAGAAGGACCCUACGUUUCCUC